AUGCUCUUCCGCGAGACUGGGACCCGGAGCGCCCACCGCAUGAACACCGCGGGGCUCAAGGCUAACCAUCUGUCGCAGAAUCCUCUGUCCGAUCUUCUUCAGUCCCGCUGCUCCAUCUUGCACGUUGAGCACCGCCACCCACCGGCGCCUUUGCAGCCGGUCACCAUGGCUCACAGGGUAGCCGCCGCGAGGGCUGCCGCCGACAUGGAAGCAUUAUCCCCGAGGGAUGUGAACGCCCAGCGGAUUCCCAGUCACAAGAUUUCCGACCUCAAGACGAAGACGGUGGCGCAGUUGAGGGCAGUCAAGGACAAGGAGCAUCCGCCGCCUCCCCCCCCUGAGGUCACAGAGCCCUGCAGCGUCGACCAGCCGGACGGUGCCGUCUAUCAAGUCGGCAAGCUGCUCGGCAAGGGAGGUUUCGCCAUCUGCUACAGCGCCCAGCUCGCUCGGACGAAGAAGAAGUACGCGCUCAAGAUUGUCAAGAGCCGUAUGCCGCCGAAGAUGGAACAAAAGUUCCAAACUGAACUUCAAAUACAUUCCAAGAUGCGACAUAAGAAUGUCGUUCACUUUCUGAGGGCCUUCUCUUUCGACAGCUGCACCUAUCUCGUCCUCGAGCUUUGCAACAACGGUUCUCUCAUGGACAUGGUGAAGCGGCGAAAAGGUCUCACCGAGCCCGAAGUUCGCUUCUAUUCCGUCCAAAUUGCCGGCGCCAUCAAGUACAUGCAUGGCAAGGGCAUCAUCCACCGCGACCUGAAGAUGGGAAACAUCUUCUUGGAUGGUCAGAUGAACGCAAAGAUUGGCGACUUCGGCCUCGCCGCCUUGUUGGUCACUGGUAGGGACAUGCAGACCAUCCGUCGAACAACUCUGUGCGGCACCCCCAACUACAUCGCACCCGAAAUCCUCGAAAAAGGCAGAAAGGGGCAUGAUCAUAUGGUCGACAUAUGGAGCCUGGGCAUCAUCAUGUUCGCCAUGCUGACGUCGAAACCGCCGUUUCAGUCUUCGACGACGGACGAAAUCUACCGUCGUGCGAGGGAGAGAGACUACGAAUGGCCGACCGCGGAGGCGUCUCAGAAGUUCAUCAGCGAAGAAGCCAAGGACGUCGUCGCCACCAUGCUGCAGGAGGCAGACAGGCGACCAGACCCAGACGUCAUCGUCCAGCAUCCCUUCUUCAUCUCGGGAUACAUGCCGACGGAGGCCGAUAUGAGUGCGCGAUUGCGCGAGGUGCCUCCCGAACGUCAGGAGUUCUAUGCCACCCGCAUGAGCAGCUCGGUGCAAUCCCAGUCGUACCGCAAUCUCAAGGAAAUGUGUCGCGAGUGCUGCGUCGGUCCUUGGAGCCCCGUUCAGGUCAUCCACACUCAAAUUUGGAAGGAGAUGGCGGCCGAGGAGAAGGCUGGCCUGACGCCGGUCAUUCCUCUGGCUGAUAACCUCGUCUACAGACCAUUUAGCGACUACGUCAGCGAACAGCAGCAGCUCCGGAAGAAGCAUGCAUCCUCCAUCUCCUCGUACUCGGCGCAGCCGACGUCGACGUCGACGUCGGAGGAAAGGCCAGCAAGCAGUACCCAGAUAGCUCCGGCCGCUCAGAAACCUCUCGCAGGUCUGUUGAGACAGCCUCCGCAAAGCUUUGCCGCUCAACAACGGGCGCAGAACAAACCCGCUGCAUCUGCUACUUCCGUUCUCAGAACCAAGCUUCCAGCUGAAGCGAUGCCGUCCACCUCCCAGACGACGCGAACGCGCCCUCGCCAGGAUCCAGUCCCGGAGAAGGCACCCAGAGACGAUGCUCCCGAGAGCUCCAGCAAGACGACGCGAUCCUCGGUGAUGCGGACCAACCUGCCGUCGGCUCGAUCGGCGCCAAGUCUGCAAGUCGUCGAACGAGCGGCGAACAUGGCCGCGGACGCUUCGCAUCCCGUCCCGGUCUCCAGGAAACGGCACAGUUCAGGGUCAAUCCGCUCCGCAACGCUCUUCAGUCCGCUCGAGCAGGCGGAGGACGUGUCGGGAUCGCAUCCUGACUUGAUUCUGAAUCGCCUGAAGCGCCUCCAAGCAGAGCUGGAACGGGCACUCAACUCUCGGACCAUGGCGAUCAUAUCUUCCAAGACGGUGACGCCGCCGCACCCGUACGUUGUUGUGAAAUGGGUUGACUACACCAACAAGUUUGGGCUCGGCUACAUUCUCAACGACGGAAGCGUCGGCUGCAUCCUGCGCGACAUCCCCACUACCGAUGGCAACAAAUCGGCCGUCCUCCCUCCGGCCGGCGUCUUCAUCCGAGCUGCCGAGGAGCACAUCCUCCGUCGGCAAGAUGAAUCAUACUCGGACAGGAAUCAACCGAUCCCCAUGAUGCAGUCCAUCAAGUUCUUCGAGAACAACGGCGAGAGGGGCCUCGCUGAAGUCUCCGUCUCGCCUGAGCAGUUCCGAGUAGCCGUGGGUGAGGACGGUACGGCGGGAAAGAUGAGCCCUGGGAAGGACAUAUACCAGCAUCGCAAGCGAGAGAGGAUUAUCUUGUGGAAGAAGUUUGCCAACUACAUGAUUGCCUACGGGAGAGACGAGACGGCGCCGGCGGGGGGGGCCACCGGCGGCUCAGGAGUCAUGUCGCCCGGCCAAAGGGACACGCAGGCAGAGCUGGUGACCUUUUAUCAGCGAUUUGGCGAUGUCGGCUGUUGGUCAUUCUGCGACGGCCAUCUUCAGUUCAACUUCCCCGACCACACCAAGAUCGUCCUCGACCCGACUGGUACUUGGUGUCACUUCUGGCAUCUGCCGCAAGAGGCGGCCGAGAGUCUCGCCGCGACGGGCACCAUCGGAGCCGCGGCGUUGGACGACCGCGCGACGCUCUCCUACCCCCUGCAGACGCUGCUCAACUUCCAGGCCAAGCCAUCGGCAUCUCGAUCUGCGCGCUCGACUACCUCCCGAAGGAGGCCGGAGAUCGAUCCGGAGAUGCAGGGCAUCCCUGCAGCAAACGACUUUCGCCAUAAGAUCGAAUUCAUCAAGGAUGUCGUCAAGGAGUGGGUGGCGAAUGGCGGCCUGGGCAACAGCUCCAUGAGUCGAGAGUCGCGACUUCGUUGGACCGGUUUCCGAGAGACCGUCCAUGCGACGAUUCCGCAGAAGCACGUCUGGGUCACCAUCGGCGCGCGAUGGGGGGACCAACGGCUCUCGACCUUUGUGGAUCCGCGCAAACCGUGGGAGCUGGGCGAGGACGUUGACAGCAGCGCCAAGCGGUGA
This is a messenger RNA of Drechmeria coniospora, 3207 nucleotides long. Its product is annotated as cell cycle serine/threonine-protein kinase CDC5/MSD2. Gene Ontology annotation, molecular function: protein kinase activity; ATP binding; protein binding. The record is from RefSeq and is a predicted model, not a curated record. The transcript has 4 exons. Gene Ontology annotation, biological process: regulation of cytokinesis; regulation of protein localization to mitotic spindle pole body; protein phosphorylation. Lineage: Eukaryota; Fungi; Ascomycota; Sordariomycetes; Hypocreales; Ophiocordycipitaceae. Bases 1 to 3207 code for a protein of 1068 amino acids. Gene Ontology annotation, cellular component: spindle pole body; spindle pole; centrosome.